ACCAUGAGACAGUGGGGCACGCCCCUUCAGAAGCUGUUGUUCAAGACAAUCCAGUUUUUCAUCAAGCUCCUAAGUCACUUAUGAAGUUUCUUGUUCAAAAAUCGCGGUACUGCAAUGAAGAAAAGGAGAAAGGUUACUUCAGAUCUUGACGAGAAGGUCCAUCUAGGCUAUCAUAAAGAUUCUUCAGAGGAAAAUGCUGCGGUGGAGUGUGGCCAAGUGACCUAUACUCAGUCGACAGAAAGACCAACCCCUGAAGCUCUUCAGUGUUACCAAGAGCUUCCUCCCUCUCCGGAUCAAAGAAAGCUUUUGAGUUCUUUGCAGUAUAAUAAGAAUUUGCUCAAGUAUUUGAACGAUGAUAGGCAGAAGCAGCCAUCUUUCUGUGAUUUACUUAUCGUAGUGGAAGGAAAAGAGUUCAGUGCGCAUAAAGUAGUGGUCGCUGUUGGUAGUAGCUAUUUUCAUGCGUGUCUGAGCAAAAAUCCGAGCACUGAUGUUGUCACCCUGGAUCACGUGACACAUUCCGUUUUUCAGCAUCUGCUUGAGUUUCUUUACACAUCCGAGUUUUUUGUGUACAAAUACGAAAUACCUCUUGUUUUAGAGGCCGCAAAAUUUUUGGACAUUAUAGAUGCAGUAAAGCUGCUGAAUAAUGAAAACGUUGCUACUUUUCAGGCUGAACUAACUGAAAAGCCCUCGCCAGAAGAAACCCUAAGUGAAUUCACUGGGAGACUAUCAAAUGAUCAUCAGUGCAAAUUUUGUAGUAGACAUUUCUGCUAUAAAAAGUCCUUAGAGAAUCAUUUAGCCAAAACUCACAGGUCCUUGCUAUUGGGGAAAAAACAUGGGCUAAAAAUGCUGGAGCGAAGUUUUUCUGCACAGGGGUCAAAGAGGAAUCAGAAGUGUCCAGUUAAGUUUGAGGACACUAGUGAUGAUGAACAGGAAAGUGGGGAUGGGUCAGAUAAUUUGCAUCAAGAAAGUUUUGAUAAGGAGAAGUCAGAUAGAAAUGAUUCCGAGGACCCCGGAAGUGAAUAUAACGCUGAAGACUACGAGCUGGAGGAGAAAGUGUCAGAUGAGGAGUCCGACACUGAGCACGAUGCCGAGGAGGAGGAACCCGAGGCUGGUGAUUCUGCCGGAAGCAUUCAUGAAGGGUUAGCUCCUGUAAUCAUUCAGAACAGUAACAAGAAAAUCCUGCAGUGUCCCAAAUGUGACAAAACGUUUGACCGGAUAGGGAAAUAUGAGAGCCACACCCGUGUGCACACAGGUGAGAAGCCUUUUGAGUGUGAUAUUUGUCACCAGCGUUAUUCGACAAAGUCUAACUUAACUGUUCACAGAAAGAAGCACAGUAACGAAGUAGAGUUUCAUAAGAAGGAGCACAAGUGCCCUUACUGUAAUAAACUUCACGCCAGCAAGAAGACACUGGCCAAGCAUGUGAAGAGAUUUCAUCCUGAAAAUGCACAAGAAUUUAUUUCCAUCAAGAAGACUAAGAGUGAAAGUUGGAAAUGUGAUAUUUGUAAGAAAUUUUUCACUCGAAGACCACACUUGGAGGAACACAUGAUUCUGCAUUCACAAGAUAAACCUUUCAAGUGUACCUAUUGUGAGGAGCAUUUCAAAUCCCGAUUUGCACGGUUAAAGCAUCAGGAGAAGUUCCAUCUGGGUCCCUUUCCAUGUGAUAUAUGUGGUCGUCAAUUCAAUGACACUGGAAAUUUGAAACGCCAUAUUGAAUGUACUCAUGGUGGAAAGAGAAAAUGGACUUGCUUUAUUUGUGGGAAGUCAGUACGAGAAAGAACUACUUUGAAAGAACAUUUGAGAAUACAUAGUGGAGAAAAGCCUCAUCUCUGUAGUAUCUGUGGGCAAAGUUUUCGUCAUGGAAGCUCAUACAGGCUUCAUUUACGAGUACAUCAUGAUGAUAAAAGAUAUGAGUGUGAUGAAUGCGGGAAAACAUUUAUUCGCCAUGACCACCUUACAAAGCACAAAAAAAUACAUUCAGGUGAGAAGGCUCAUCAGUGUGAAGAAUGUGGAAAGUGUUUUGGGCGUAGGGAUCAUCUAACCGUCCAUUACAAGAGUGUGCACCUGGGAGAGAAGGUGUGGCAAAAAUAUAAAGCAACAUUUCACCAAUGUGAUGUUUGUAAGAAGAUUUUUAAAGGAAAAUCAAGUCUGGAAAUGCAUUUUCGGACCCAUUCAGGUGAAAAACCAUACAAGUGUCAAAUUUGCAAUCAGUCUUUUAGAAUUAAGAAAACGUUAACAAAACACCUGGUUAUUCACUCUGAUGCCCGGCCUUUCAAUUGUCAACACUGUAAUGCAACAUUUAAGCGGAAAGACAAGCUGAAAUACCACAUUGACCAUGUUCAUGGGAUAAAAUCUCCUGAAGAUUCUCUUAGUACUUCUGAGGAAAAACUUGUGUCUUUGCCAAUAGAGUACUCAUCUGAUGAUAAGAUCUUUCAAGCAGAAACAAAACAGUAUCUGGACCAGCCCAAAGUUUAUCAGUCAGAAGCCAAGACUAUGCUACAGAAUGUGUCUGCAGAAAUGUGUGUUCCAGUAACAUUGGUCCCAGUUCAAAUGCCUGACACAUCCAGUGAUCUGGUGCCUCACACCACCACACUUCCGCCAUCUUCUCAUGAGAUGCUGCCACCACAGCCCCAGCCAACUGAUUAUCCACGUGCAGCAGAUUUAGCUUUUCUGGAAAAAUAUACUAUUACUCCUCAGCCUGCAAAUAUAGUUCAUCCAGUACAACCUGAACAGAUACUAGAUCCCAGAGAACCGUCUUAUCUUGGAACAUUACUGGGCCUUGAUAGCACAACUGCUGUUCAGAAUAUGACCAGUAGUGAGCAUCGCUCAUGAGUAAACAUUCCAUAGACCUUUGGAUGCUUGCAAGCUGACAGCCAGAAGCUACUGGCUUUUGAGUUAGUAGGGCUGCUAUUUUUCCCCCCAUUUUUUCUAAUUUGUCAAGUCUUC
Molecule: messenger RNA, 2943 nt
Organism: Acomys russatus (golden spiny mouse)
Lineage: Eukaryota; Metazoa; Chordata; Mammalia; Rodentia; Muridae
Gene: Zbtb41
Product: zinc finger and BTB domain containing 41
Exons: 10
Coding region: 115-2829 (904 amino acids)
Biological process (GO): regulation of transcription by RNA polymerase II
Cellular component (GO): nucleus
Molecular function (GO): protein binding; DNA-binding transcription factor activity, RNA polymerase II-specific; RNA polymerase II transcription regulatory region sequence-specific DNA binding
Source: RefSeq, a predicted model, not a curated record